AUGAGCUACCCUCCCCGAAUGCCCCCUCCCCCUCCGGGCAUGCGAAUGCCCCUGCCCCCUCCAGGCAUGCUGGGCAUGCCUCCUCCACCUCCUGGAAUGGCUUCUCAACCAGGUCCAGGCGAAGCUUCAAGCUCGCGUAUGCCUCCCGAGGUUCUCGCACAAAAGUCCCAGAAAUGGAUUCAAAUGCAGAGGAAGCGGUAUGGCGAAAAGAGGAAAGGUGGAUUCGUGGACAUGGGCAAGCAGGAUCUUCCUCCAGAGCAUGUCCGUAAAAUUAUCAAGGACCACGGCGACAUGAGUAACCGCAAGUUCCGCAACGACAAGCGUGUACAUCUUGGUGCUCUGAAGUACGUACCCCACGCCGUCAUGAAGCUCUUGGAGAACAUCCCUUACCCAUGGGAGCAAGUCCGGGAGGUCCCAGUCCUCUACCACAUCACGGGCGCAAUCACGUUCGUCAACGAGAUUCCACGGGUCAUCGAACCCGUCUACCACGCGCAAUGGAGCUCCAUGUGGGUCGCUAUGCGCAGGGAAAAGCGCGACCGUAGGCAUUUCAAGCGCAUGCGGUUCCCGCCAUUCGAUGACGAGGAACCCCCUCUCGACUAUGGUGACAACGUUCUGGAUGUUGAACCGUUGGAGGCUAUCCAGCUGGAUCUCGAGGAAGAGGAGGACGCUGCCAUUCACGACUGGUUUUACGACCCCAAGCCUCUCAUCGACACACCUCAUGUCAAUGGGUCGUCCUACCGGUACUGGAACCUGACGCUUCCCAUUAUGGCCAACCUCUAUCGCCUAGGAAGGACGCUCCUUUCCGACCAUACGGACAGCAACUCGUCGUAUCUGUUUGAUAAGAGGUCGUUCUUCACCGCGAAGGCGUUGAACAUGGCCAUUCCCGGGGGCCCCAAGUUCGAGCCACUCUACCGCGACAUGGACACAUUCGACGAGGACUGGAACGAGUUCAACGACAUUAACAAGGUGAUCAUUCGGCAGCAAAUUCGUACUGAGUAUCGCGUCGCGUUCCCGCACUUGUACAACUCCCUCCCCCGCUCCGUCCACAUCGCCCCUUACCACACCCCGAAGAGUGUGUACAUCCGCACCGACGACCCAGAUCUUCCGGCAUUCUACUUCGACCCCCUCAUCAACCCCAUCUCGCUGCGCGGUUUCAACUCUCAGCCGCUCGUAUCACACGAGGAUACCAUCUUCGGGCCCAACGGCGCGGACGACGACGAUUUCGAGUUACCAGAAGAUCUUGAGCCCUUCUUGGAGGACAGGCCAUUGGAGAAUGACCUCACCGCCGACGCUAUCGCGUUGUGGUGGGCGCCCGAGCCCUACAACCGCCGUUCCGGUCGCAUGCGUCGUGCUCAGGACAUUCCACUCGUCAAGAACUGGUAUCUCGAGCACUGCCCGCCUGGCCAGCCGGUUAAGGUCCGCGUCUCGUACCAGAAGCUUCUGAAGUGCUUCGUCCUCAACGAGCUUCACACGCGCCCUGAGAAGGCGAUGACGAAGAAGAACCUCUUCCGCCAGCUGAAGGCGACGAAGUUCUUCCAGACGACGCGCCUCGACUGGGUGGAGGCCGGUCUGCAGGUGUGCCGUCAGGGCUACAACAUGCUGAACCUCCUCAUUCACCGGAAGAACUUGAACUACCUGCAUCUCGACUACAACAUGAACUUGAAGCCAGUCAAGACCCUCACGACGAAGGAGCGUAAGAAGUCGCGAUUCGGAAACGCAUUCCAUUUGUGUCGUGAAAUUCUGCGCUUGACUAAGCUUGUCGUGGAUGCGCACGUUCAAUUCCGUCUCGGCAACGUCGACGCGUUCCAGCUCGCGGACGCCCUUCAGUAUAUCUUUGGGCACAUCGGCGCCUUGACUGGCAUGUACCGGUACAAGUACAAGCUUAUGAGGCAAGUCCGGAUGACGAAGGACCUGAAGCAUCUGAUCUACUACCGCUUCAACACUGGCCCCGUUGGCAAGGGUCCUGGCUGUGGGUUUUGGGCACCUGGAUGGCGUGUGUGGCUAUUUUUCAUGCGUGGUAUUGUCCCCCUUCUUGAGCGAUGGCUCGGUAACCUUCUCGCGCGUCAGUUUGAGGGCCGAAACAGCAAGGGUAUCGCGAAGACGGUGACCAAGCAGCGAGUUGAGUCCCACUACGAUCUCGAGCUUCGUGCCGCCGUUAUGCACGACAUUCUCGAUAUGAUGCCAGAGUCGAUCAAGCAGAACAAGGCGAAGACUAUCCUGCAGCACUUAUCUGAGGCCUGGCGGUGCUGGAAGGCAAACAUUCCUUGGAAGGUUCCCGGUAUGCCCACGGCGAUCGAGAACAUCAUCCUGCGGUACAUCAAGAGUAAGGCCGAUUGGUGGACGUCUGUCGCUCACUACAACCGUGAACGUAUCCGACGUGGCGCAACGGUUGACAAGGCUGUCGUCAAGAAGAAUCUGGGUCGUCUCACGCGUUUGUACUUGAAGGCCGAGCAGGAGCGUCAGCACGGCUAUCUCAAGGAUGGGCCAUACAUCAGCGCCGAGGAGGCCGUAGCCAUCUACACUGCAACCGUCCACUGGCUCGAGAGCCGCAAGUUCUCGCCUAUCCCAUUCCCUCCUCUGAACUACAAGCACGACACGAAGCUCCUCGUCCUCGCGUUGGAGAAGCUGAAGGAGGCAUACUCUGUUAAGGGUCGCCUUAACCAGUCGCAGCGUGAAGAGCUGGCACUUAUCGAGCAGGCGUACGACAACCCGCACGAGUGUUUGUCACGCAUCAAGCGCUUGCUGCUCACUCAGCGCGCCUUCAAGGAAUCUGGCAUCGAGUUCUUCGACACCUACGAUAAGCUGAUUCCUUGCUACGACAUCGAACCCGUGGAGAAGAUCACUGACGCUUACCUCGACCAAUUCCUCUUCUUCGAGGCCGACAAGCGCGGUCUCUUCCCUUCCUGGAUCAAGCCCGCCGACACCGAGCCGCCUCCGCUGCUCGUUUACAAGUGGUGUCAAGGAAUCAACAACUUGACCGACAUCUGGGAGACUAGUGAGGGCGAGUGUAACGUCAUGAUGGAGACCGUCCUUUCCAAGGUCUACGAGAAGAUUGAUCUUACUCUCCUCAACCGUCUGCUCCGUCUCAUCCUGGACCAUAACUUGGCGGACUACAUCACGGCGAAGAACAACACCGUCUUGACCUACAAGGACAUGGCUCACACGAAUGCGUACGGUCUCAUUCGAGGCCUUCAAUUCUCAGCUUUCGUCUUCCAGUACUACGGUCUCGUCCUCGAUCUGCUCAUCCUGGGCCUGCAGCGUGCGAGCGAAAUGGCUGGUCCUCCCCAGAUGCCGAACAACUUCCUGCAGUACCGCGACUCGGCCACAGAGACCCGCCACCCGAUCCGGCUCUACUCCCGUUACGUCGACAGGAUUCAUGUUCUCUUCCGUUUCACCGCGGAGGAGUCCCGCGACCUCAUCCAGCGGUACCUCAGUGCCAACCCCGACCCAACGAACAACAACGUCAUUGGCUACAACAACAAGCGCUGUUGGCCGCGCGAUUGCCGCAUGCGUCUCAUCAAGCACGACGUCAACUUGGGCCGCGCCGUCUUCUGGAAUGUCAAGCAGAGUCUCCCUCGUUCGCUCACGACCAUCGAGUGGGAAGACACCUUCGUUAGUGUCUACUCCAAGGAGAACCCCCAGCUCCUCUUCUCCAUGUGUGGCUUCGAGAUCCGCAUCCUGCCCAAGAUCCGCACCCUCAGUGGAGAGCAAUUCUCGCUCAAGGACGCUGUAUGGAACCUGACGAACGAGCAAACGAAGGAGCGAACAGCCCAGGCGUUCCUGCGCGUGUCGGACGAGGGUGUCCAGCAGUUCAACAACCGCAUCCGUCAAGUGCUCAUGAGCUCCGGCUCUACAACAUUCUCCAAGAUCGUCAACAAGUGGAACACGGCGCUCAUCGGUCUCAUGACCUACUACCGCGAGGCUGUCAUCCACACGAACGAGCUUCUCGACGCGCUCGUCAAGGCGGAGAACAAGAUCCAGACCCGUGUCAAGAUCGGUCUCAACAGCAAGAUGCCGUCCCGUUUCCCGCCGGUCGUUUUCUACACGCCGAAGGAGCUCGGUGGUCUUGGUAUGCUGUCCAUGGGUCACGUUCUUAUCCCUCAAAGUGAUUUGCGGUGGUCAAAGCAGACGGACGUCGGUGUCACCCACUUCCGCGCUGGUAUGUCGCACGAGGAAGACCAGCUCAUCCCCAACCUGUACCGAUACCUCCAGCCGUGGGAGGCUGAGUUCAUGGACUCCGCGCGCGUCUGGUCCGAAUACUCGAUGAAGCGCAAGGAAGCCAACGCUCAAAACCGCCGUCUCACCCUGGAGGAUCUCGAGGACAGCUGGGACCGCGGUAUCCCUCGUAUCAACACGCUCUUCCAGAAGGAUCGUCACACCCUCGCGUACGACCGCGGUUGGCGUGUCCGCACGGAUUGGAAGCAGUACCAGCUCCUCAAGCACAACCCCUUCUGGUGGACGUCGCAACGCCACGACGGCAAGCUAUGGCAGCUCAACAACUACCGUGUCGACGUCAUCGCCGCUCUUGGCGGUGUGGAAGGCAUCCUCGAGCACACACUCUUCAAGGGGACGUACUUCCCUACCUGGGAGGGUCUUUUCUGGGAAAAGGCGUCCGGCUUCGAAGAGUCGAUGCGGUACAAAAAGCUCACGAACGCCCAGCGCUCCGGUCUGAACCAGAUCCCGAACCGUCGGUUCACGCUCUGGUGGAGUCCUACGAUCAAUCGCGCGAAUGUCUACGUCGGUUUCCAGGUCCAGCUUGAUCUCACGGGUAUCUUCAUGCACGGUAAAAUCCCGACCCUGAAAAUCAGUUUGAUCCAGAUCUUCCGUGCGCACUUAUGGCAGAAGAUCCACGAGAGUGUCGUCAUGGACUUGUGUCAAGUGUUCGACCAAGAGCUUGAGCCCCUCCAGAUUGAGACGGUGCAGAAGGAAACCAUCCACCCGCGUAAGAGUUACAAGAUGAACUCGUCCUGCGCCGACAUCCUCCUGUUCUCGGCUUACAAGUGGAACAUCGCCCGUCCUUCGCUGGUCACUGAUGGCAAGGACGUUCUUGACGGUACGACGAGCAAUAAGUUCUGGAUCGACGUGCAGCUCCGUUGGGGUGACUUCGACACGCACGAUAUUGAACGUUACACUCGUGCCAAGUUCCUCGACUACAUCUCGGACUCCAUGAGUAUCUACCCUUCGCCAACUGGUGUCAUGAUCGGCAUGGAUCUCGCGUACAACUUGUGGUCCGCCUACGGCAACUGGUUCCCUGGUCUUAAGCCCCUCAUCCAGCAGGCCAUGGCCAAAAUCAUGAAGGCGAACCCGGCGUGCCAUGUCCUCCGCGAGCGUAUCCGCAAGGGCCUCCAGCUCUACUCGUCCGAGCCAACUGAGCCGUAUCUCAACUCCCAGAACUAUUCAGAGCUCUUCUCGAACCAGAUCAUUUGGUUCGUCGACGACACCAACGUCUACCGUGUCACAAUUCACAAGACGUUCGAGGGUAACUUGACGACUAAGCCCAUCAACGGUGCUAUCUUCAUCUUCAAUCCUCGCUCCGGUCAACUGUUCCUGAAGAUUAUCCAUACGAGUGUCUGGGCCGGUCAGAAGCGUCUUGGUCAGCUCGCGAAGUGGAAGACUGCCGAAGAAGUCGCCGCCCUGGUCCGUUCCCUGCCCGUCGAAGAGCAGCCGAAGCAGGUUAUCGUCACCCGCAAGGGUAUGCUGGACCCGCUCGAAGUUCAUUUGCUCGACUUCCCGAACAUCGUCAUCAAGGGAAGCGAGCUCCAACUGCCAUUCCAGGCAUGCAUGAAGAUGGAGAAGUUCGGUGAUCUUAUCUUGCGUGCGACCCAGCCGCAGAUGGUACUGUUCAACUUGUACGACGACUGGCUCAAGUCCAUCUCAAGCUACACUGCCUUCUCUCGUCUCAUCCUCCUCCUGCGUGGGCUGCAUGUCAACAACGAGAAGGCCAAGAUCGUCCUGCGUCCGGACAAAAACACCAUCACGGAGCCUCACUUCGUUUGGCCAUCCCUGUCAGACGAGGACUGGAUCAAGGUCGAGGUCGCGCUGAAGGAUCUCAUCUUGGCGGACUUCGGCAAGCGCAACAGCGUCAACAUUGCAUCCCUUACCGCCAGCGAAAUCCGUGAUAUCAUUCUCGGUCAGGAGAUUGCGGCGCCGUCGGUGCAGCGGCAGCAGAUGGCCGAAUUGGAGAAGAGCUCCGAGGCACAGAGCCAGGUCACCGCGGUGCAAACGCAGACCACGAACGUCCACGGUGACGCCAUUCAGACGGUGACGACGACGAACUACGAGCAGCAGGUGUUCAGCAGCAAGUCGGACUGGCGAGUACGCGCGAUCUCGGCGACCCACCUUCCUCUCCGUCUGCAGCACAUCUACGUGUCGAACGACGAUGUCAAGGACGACGCCUCCUCGUACACCUACGUCUUACCCAAGAACAUCCUUCGUGCUUUCAUUACGGCUUCGGACCUUCGGACUCAAGUUGCCGCCUUCCUGUACGGCGUCUCGCCACCCGACAACAAGCAGGUGAAGGAAGUCAAGGCUGUUGUAUGGGUCCCGCAGCGCGGCAACAACAACAGCGUCGAGCUUCCGAGCCAACUUCCCCGCGACGAUUUCUUGCUCAAGGACCUCGAGCCACUCGGAUGGGUCAAGACACAGGCGCUGGAGCUGUCGCACCUCUCGCCGACGGACGUCAGCACCCAGGCGAAGAUCAUGGCGGACCACCCCGAGUGGGGCUCGUCGUCGAUCUGCAUCUCAUGCGCGUUCACGCCCGGUUCGGUCUCGCUCUCCGCGCACACACUCACCGUUCCCGGCUUCGAGUGGGGCCGGAAGAACGCGGACACGUCGCCCAACCCGCCUGGGUUCAACCCGAAUAUGUCAGAGCGCGUGCAACUCCUGCUGUCUGAUCGCAUUCUUGGUAUGACGCUAGUGCCGGAGGGGCGGGUGUGGAACUACGGUGUAGGGUUGACGCAGCUCUGGACGCCGAACCUGCACUACUCUGUGCAGCUCGACACGCCGCUGCUGUUCUGGGCGGAGGAGCACCGGCCGACGGCGUUCCUUUCGUUCGCGAACCUUGAGGCUGGGGAUGACAGCGCUGAUGUCGAGAACUCGCUCGCAUGA
Messenger RNA from Epithele typhae, 7107 nucleotides. RefSeq names its product pre-mRNA-processing-splicing factor. Gene Ontology annotation, cellular component: U5 snRNP; catalytic step 2 spliceosome. NCBI's taxonomy places the organism in Eukaryota, Fungi, Basidiomycota, Agaricomycetes, Polyporales, Epitheliaceae. Gene Ontology annotation, biological process: mRNA splicing, via spliceosome; spliceosomal tri-snRNP complex assembly. The record is from RefSeq and is a predicted model, not a curated record. The transcript has 21 exons. The coding region runs from base 1 to 7107 and encodes 2368 amino acids. Gene Ontology annotation, molecular function: protein binding; metallopeptidase activity; U6 snRNA binding.